This is a messenger RNA of Caenorhabditis bovis, 1686 nucleotides long. NCBI's taxonomy places the organism in Eukaryota, Metazoa, Nematoda, Chromadorea, Rhabditida, Rhabditidae. The record is from the annotation of a GenBank genome assembly.
AUGGCCGAUUACGAACGCGUGGUGCUGGUUAAACCAAAAGUUUUUGUCUACAAAUUGCCCCCACUCGGCACUGGUGGUCACAAGGCGGCGACUUGGGAUUUAGAUAACCCUGCCUGGACGGGACGUUUGCGUUUGAUUUCUGUUGGUAAGAAAAUCGAACUCCGGCUUGAAGACGGCGAGACCGGCGCGCUGUAUGCGAAAUGCCCAGUUGAUUCGCAUCCAGGGGUGGCAAUCGACGCGGUUUCGGACAGCUCUCGCUAUUUUGUGAUAAGAUUACAGAACGAUAAUGGACAGACCGCUUUCGUUGGUUGCGGGUUUCAAGAGAGAAGUGAUGCGUUCGAUUUUAAUGUUGCCCUUCAGGAUCAUUUCAAGUACAUAGAACGAAGCGAACAAUUCGAAAAGCUCGAUUCGACACCAGGGCCAAGUUUAGAUUUAGCGUUCAAGGAAGGUCAAACAAUUUCCAUAAGCAUUGGGAAGAAGGAUGGUGCAGCUCCGUCAAGACCUCGUGCGGCUCCAGUAAAUAACGGCGGAGUAGUGCCUCUUCUGCCUCCACCGCCAGGAGCCGGAUCAAUUAUCCGCAACACGAAACCGACAGCAGCUCCAGUGCAAUCUCAACAACCGACAUUGUCAUCUCAAUCCGUGGCGACGGUUGCGGCGACUCGACGACUCCAAAAGGAUUAUGCCAAAUUGGCGCAGGAUCCAAUUGAUGGAAUUGUCGCUCUUCCCAAUGAAAGCAACAUUCUUGAAUGGCAUUACUGCCUUCGCGGCUCGGAAGGAACUGUCUAUGAGGAUGGAUACUACUGGGGAAAGAUACUAUUCAAGUCGGAUUUUCCAUGGUCGCCGCCAUCUAUUUUGAUGAUUACACCGAACGGACGCUUCCAAACAAACACUCGUCUGUGUCUUUCAAUUUCCGAUUAUCAUCCGGAGAGCUGGAAUCCUGGAUGGACGGUGUCAGCUAUUCUCGUCGGACUGCAUAGUUUCAUGAAUGAGAACACGCGUGCGGCUGGCACAAUUGAUAUGGACUCGGAGAACCGUCGCCGCUUGGCAUUGGCGAGCAAAGAAUAUAAUAUGAAGGUUCCGGAAUUUGUCACGUUCUUUCCAAAGCUCGUUGAAGAGUGGAAACUCGCUGGCGUGACUCCAUCGGUAAGCACUUCGAAUCUUCCACCAAUUCCUGCUAUUCCUGAAACUCCAUUGGGUCUUCCAAUGUAUCCGGGAUACGCGGCCGCCGCGUACCAAAUGUAUAGAAUGCCGCGUUUCGACUACGGCCAACUGUAUCAAGGAAAUCAGCAGAACCAUGAUUUGGCGAAUGCUACCUUGAACAAUAUGAUGAAUAUAUUUGCGAAUGAGGAUGCAGCGAAUGGGGCUGGAAAUGCGCCUGUGGCCAAUGGUGGUUUUCCGAAUCGCGCUGCUCUCCUUCCUCCGUCUCCGAACCGAUUUGCUCUUCCUCCUCCGCUUCCUAUUGGCGUUGCUGCGCCAAAUGUGACCAGGAGCGGCACUCUGAAUCCAGUUCCACCACAGGUCCCCGGAACCAACAGUAGUCGUGUUCAACGACCACCAAAACGUAAUUACGAUGAAACAACUGUUAAUAUCAAUAAUGAGCCGGAACCACCAAAACGAUCUCGAGAUUCAUGCUCCAACAACAAGAAUUCAUCGAAGUCAGAAGAUGUGAAAACGGUUGUGGAAUAA